AUGUCAUCUUUGUCUUCUAUGUGGGACAUCAUAAUAGAUUAUCUCUCUCUGAGCUCGAUAUGGAAUUAUCUACAAGCAACUUUUCUGGGAGAGACUAGUGUGCCUCAGCAAACAAAUUUGGGGCUACUAGAUAAUCUUGCUCCGGCUGUGCAAGUUAUCCUGGGGAUUUCCUUUUGGAUUUUGUUCGGAAUAGGAGUAUAUGCCUUAUGGAAACGAAGUGUUCAGUCAAUUCAGAAAAUAUUGUUGUUUGCAAUCACACUCUACAAACUUUACAAGAAAGGCUCAGAUUUUUUUCAGGCUUUGCUGGUCAACCCAGAAGGGAAUGGUCUCCCAUUUCAAGACAAUAAUAUCUUCCUAUCUUUGGAUCUGCAAGAGAAAAUUCUGAAGAAACUUCAGUCAGUGGAAGGCAAAAUGAAGGACCUGGAAAGGAUGAUCAUUUCCCAAAAACCUGCCACAGAGAGGGAUUGCUCCUCUGAGCGCUACUGCAGCUGCUCUGACUGACAGAGUCCCUUGCUUACAUCAGGGUUUACAUCCACAUCUGAAAUGUGAUGGACUCCAGUCUUUUCUAGAAAAGCACUGUUUCCCUCAUGUGUGCAGUGGUGUAUCAAUAAAGACAGAGAACUAUAUUGAAAUUACCCAGCCAGGACUGGCUCUCUAUUCAGCAGGGCCCAGCUUCCACUUGUGUGUGUGGUGGGGUUACGUGGGGGAUCGUGGUGGUU
Molecule: messenger RNA, 719 nt
Organism: Mesoplodon densirostris (Blainville's beaked whale)
Lineage: Eukaryota; Metazoa; Chordata; Mammalia; Artiodactyla; Ziphiidae
Gene: TMCO2
Product: transmembrane and coiled-coil domains 2
Exons: 2
Coding region: 1-501 (166 amino acids)
Cellular component (GO): nucleus
Source: RefSeq, a predicted model, not a curated record